This is a messenger RNA of Oryctolagus cuniculus (rabbit), 1236 nucleotides long. NCBI's taxonomy places the organism in Eukaryota, Metazoa, Chordata, Mammalia, Lagomorpha, Leporidae. The record is from RefSeq and is a predicted model, not a curated record.
UGGGUUUUUUUCCUGCAGGGCUGGGGAUGGCCACAGGGGACAGGCGAAGCCCGAGGCUGCCCCAGGUCACCGAGCCAGCCGCACAGGGGGAGCCCCACGUGCCCACGGGCCGGGAGCUGACCGAGGCCAACCGCUUCGCCUAUGCUGCGCUCUGUGGCAUCUCCCUGUCUCAGCUCUUUCCAGAACCUGAGCAAAGCUCCUUCUGCACGGAGUUCGUAGCCAGCCUGGUGAAGUGGCUGGAGUUGUCCGAAGCCGUCCUGCCCACCAUGACUGCCUUUGCCAGCGGCCUGGGAGGCGAAGGGGCAGACAUGUUUGCCCAGACCUUGUCGAAGGACCCCGUCCUGAAGGGCAACCCGUCUCUGAUCACCCAGGACCUCCUGAGCUUCUCCCUCCGGGAUGGGUGCUACGAUGCCCGGGCCAGAGUCCUCGUCUGUCACCUGAGCUCCCUGCUGCAGGUGCCCUUGCAGGAGCUGGAGCUCCUUGAAGACACGUUCCUGGAGAGCCUGAAGGACACCGGAGAGGAGGAGUCUGAGACAGCCGAGGCGUCCCGGAAGAAGAAGGAGAACCGGAGGAAGUGGAAGCGCUAUCUCCUGAUAGGCCUGGCGACCGUCGGUGGAGGGACGGUGAUCGGUGUGACCGGAGGUCUGGCCGCCCCACUUGUUGCUGCCGGAGCUGCGACGAUCAUCGGCAGUGCCGGGGCCGCGGCGCUGGGCUCGGCGGCUGGCAUAGCCAUCAUGACCUCGCUUUUCGGUGCAGCUGGAGCCGGCCUGACAGGAUACAAGAUGAAGAAGCGUGUCGGGGCCAUCGAGGAGUUCACGUUCCUGCCCCUGACAGAGGGCAGGCAGCUGCACAUCACCAUCGCCAUCACCGGGUGGCUCGCGUCCGGCAAAUACCCCAGUAAAGGACCCCGGUGGUCGUCAUGGGCUCUCCUGUACAGGUGGUCGACAUACCUGCACUUCUGCGGCCACCUUUAGGAUGACCGUGGUUAUGUAGAAGAAGAACAGCCUGUGGGCCCUGCCAGGAGCUGGCACCGAGCCGAGCGCCUCGCCUGCGUGGGCUCACUCGCUCCUCACGUCAGGCCCAGGAGGCACCUUCAGUGCCCCGUGGGCUGCCCUGGCCCACAGCCGCGAGCAGUACUGCCUGGCCUGGGAGGCCAAGUACCUGAUGGAGCUUGGCAACGCCCUGGAGACCAUCCUCAGUGGCCUCGCCAACGUGGUGGCCCAGGAGGCCCUCAAG